Bactrocera tryoni is the source of this 1362-nucleotide messenger RNA. RefSeq lists its product as uncharacterized. Bases 253 to 1362 code for a protein of 369 amino acids. Gene Ontology annotation, molecular function: nucleic acid binding; zinc ion binding. The transcript has 3 exons. The record is from RefSeq and is a predicted model, not a curated record. Lineage: Eukaryota; Metazoa; Arthropoda; Insecta; Diptera; Tephritidae.
CUAGGGACACUUUUGGUUUCAGAAUCGAGACGACGACGUGCACUUUUCCACCGGCCACCACAACAACCACCACCAAUACUCAGUUUUUUUGGCACUGUACACCAGCGGAAUAUCAAUACUCAGCAAGUUUCCUCAAAACACCAAUCCUCAGUUUUUUUGGCAUUGCACAAAUACAAACGAGGCGUUGCACACCAACGGACACAUAUCACCAAUUCUUGUUGCACUUCCAACCAACGCAGGCAAACCAGAAAGAUGACUCGCUAUGGAAGCUUAAAGAAGACCGCGGCGCUACAUCCGAACCGCUACCCGCUUUCAUGCACGCUGUGCAAGGGAAAGCACCCAUUGCGGCUCUGCUCGUCCUUCCGGGCCAAGACACCGGAGGAGCGCCUACGGGAGGCACUCAUCGGAAAGUACUGCAUAAAUUGCCUCGCGGUCAACCACCGGUCAGCGAACUGCCCCAGCGACGCACGGUGCCGGCGCUGCAACGAGAAGCACCACACGAUGCUCCACAUCGGCGAAAAUACCCGUCGCCGCCCCGCAGUGCCUCAAAUCCUAUCAUGGAGCGAACAAGUAAGUUCCGAUGAUGCCCUCUCCAUUGAUGCAUCAGACCCUGGAACGGAGACUAGGCCUCUCCAACCAGAACCGGAGGAGGGAGAACUCCUUGAAAUCGGAGCGGAAACACGGCCUUUCCGCCCAUCACAGCGAGGGGAAACGGAAACCCGGACUUUCCGCCCCCUUCUGCAACAUGGACGUCGCGGACACAAACGCCGUCUGCGCCGUCGCCAAGCGCACAACCCGGCCAGACUGGAGACCAGGUCUCUCCAGCUGCACCGGGCUAGCUCCUUCAGAGCCGGGCUAACCAAUCGAGCCGGCAGAGUGGCUCAUUCCUUGCUGCCAACGACAGCCAUCUUACCGACGGCGGUAGUGAAGAUCGAGGCAGGAGGACGCCUCCACUUAAUCAGGGCGCUGAUAGACGCAUGCGCCCCUACGUCGCUAAUUGCGCGCGACCUAGCAGUCGAAUUGAAAUUGGAGCAGACGCAUAUCGGCGGUCAACGCGGCUGCCUUGUAGUACUGCGCGGCAGACACGGGACAAAUACCCGCAUCUCAACCCACGUGAGGACAAUAAACGGCUAUAUGCGCAUCAGCCCGACCACCACAUUGGACUCCGACCUAGCAGCCCCAUACUCACACAUCAAGCUGGCGGAUCCAAACUUCUAUAAGUCAUCGCCGAUACGCUUGGUGCUCGGCGCGGAUGUGUAUUCCCGCAUCAUGACCCAACAGGUCAUGCCACACACAUUUGGGCAGUUCCUCGCUCAGGGCUCCAUCUUCGGCUGGGUGCUCUCGGGUACGGCCCGGUACUAG